Molecule: messenger RNA, 972 nt
Organism: Diospyros lotus (date-plum)
Lineage: Eukaryota; Viridiplantae; Streptophyta; Magnoliopsida; Ericales; Ebenaceae
Exons: 2
Coding region: 1-972 (323 amino acids)
Source: RefSeq, a predicted model, not a curated record
AUGCGGGUCAAGAGAAGUGAAUACUCAGAUAAGAAAGAGAAGAGAAGUCAGAACCGAGAGCGAAAUCCUGAAGAUAAAUCGGGCCGACGGGGGGAGAGGUCGGGCCCUCGAUGGAUUCCAGUCAGGUUCACCCUGCUUAAUACUCCUCGGGCUGAGAUCCUGGCCAUAAUCGAGAAUAAGGAUUACUUGAAAAAACCGAGACCCAUGAAAGCCCCGGCUAACAAGCGGAGUAAAGACAAGUAUUGUCGAUUCCAUCGAGAUCAUGGACAUGACACGGAGGAGUGCCAUCAACUUAAAGAAGAGAUCCAGGAGCUCAUCAAUCGAGGUUUCCUGAGGAGGUUUGUAGCUAAGGAUACAGAACCACAAAAGGGGGAACGAAGGAGAUCGAGGAGCCCCCCUCGCAAGCGCGGCAAGGAGUCGGGGGAGAGUUCUGAUCUGCAUCGACGUGCGGGAGUCAAAAGGGCUCGACCAGGGGAUGUUAUCUCCUUUACCGAUGAUGACUUGCCCGGAUAUCCAGUUUCUAAUGAUCCGCUGGUCAUCACAGCAAAAUUGGGAAAAUGGGAGCUUCAGCGGAUUCUCGUGGACCCGGGGAGCUGUUUUGAAGUUUUAUAUCGACAGGUCUUUUUAGGCAUGGGAUACGAAAUGGAACAGUUGAAGCCCGCUCGUGUCCCCUUGAUUGGAUUCGAAGGGGAAGUGGUAUAUGCAGAUGGUGUCUUCCAGCUCUUGUUGACUCUUGGAAAGGGUUCUCGGUUUGCCCAGGUUAUGUUAGACAUUUUGGUAGCGGAUGUCCCAUCGGCUUAUAAUAUGAUCCUCGGAGGAUCGGGGCUAAAUGCUCUGCGGGCUGUGCCGAGUACUUAUCACAUGGUGCUUAAGUUCCCCACUGCGGCGGGGGUUGGAGAAGUCAGAGGAGACCUAAGGUCUGCCCGAGAGUGUUACAUGGCAUCCAUCAGCACAACUAAGGGUGUUGUAUAG